Molecule: messenger RNA, 3923 nt
Organism: Sebastes umbrosus (honeycomb rockfish)
Lineage: Eukaryota; Metazoa; Chordata; Actinopteri; Perciformes; Sebastidae
Gene: tlr18
Product: toll-like receptor 18
Exons: 4
Coding region: 146-2701 (851 amino acids)
Biological process (GO): toll-like receptor signaling pathway; inflammatory response; immune response
Cellular component (GO): membrane
Molecular function (GO): protein binding; transmembrane signaling receptor activity
Source: RefSeq, a predicted model, not a curated record
AUAACCGAGCUGAAAGAGUUGCCACAGGCUAAAUCAUUCAGUGUUGAAUCACUUCUCACCCAGCGUCUGACUUUUUUCACAGCACAUUUUAACCUGUUAAACUGGCGAAGAAGGCAUAUCUGAUCGCCAUCUCGAGGCUGUCACCAUGAUUUGGGAAUUGCUUCAUUUUAGUGCUCUCCUUCUUGGAGCACUCACAUCCCCAACUCCAUCCUCACCCCGCACCAAUAACACUGACGGAGGAUUCUGUCGCAUCUACAACUCUGGCCGCUCAGCAGACUGCCUGGGAAUACAGCUCGACAGUGUCCCGUGGAGACAAUUUCCAUCCACACUGGAAGACAUAGAUCUCUCCUACAACAAACUUCAAGCUGUCCAUGCUGACGAUUUCCUCCGCCUCCCUCAGCUUCGCAUCCUUCAGCUGCAGUACAAUAACAUUUCACACAUUGACAAUGAUGCCUUUAAAAACAAUAUGCUACUGGAGCAUCUUGACAUCUUCAAUAACUCCCUGCAGGAAAUUCCUGCCACAGCUCUGACUCCUCUCUUGAAUCUGAAAAAGCUCCUCAUGUCCAAUAACCUUUACAAACAAGCCACUUUGGCUGAUAGCUUCUCCAAAUUUGUCAAACUCCAAGUUCUGUCCAUGGGUGGCCCUCUGGUGAUGGGUCUAAAGAAAGACGAUUUUCAGCCCCUGAAGAACAUUGGGUUACAAGGUUUUGCAAUUAAAUGUUCCUCCAAUCUAAGUUACUACGAGCCCGGAAGUUUAGAAGUCAUCCAGACAAAUCAGAUGGGCUUUGAUAUGGCCAUAGAUCAACGGCCAAAUGCUCUUCCUCACAUGCUACGUGACCUCGCCAACAAGUCCUUCAGCGUCCUCCAGUUCCGUAACCUCUUUGAGUUUACAUACUACAUGGAAGAAGAGGAUAUUUUCCAGGGUUUAAAAGACAUCACAGCCCAACAGCUCAUCUUUUACAGAGGUAAAUUCAAUGAGAAUCUUCUCAGGAUGACUUUAAUAAACUUACAAGUCGCCUCUAUCAAACGUUUGAGACUUCAGUACAUCGACUUUGCCCGUUCACCCACAUUUGUUGAUAGCGGAGCAGGUUCCAGCAUCACAGACCUGGCACUGGAUAAGUUGGAUCUUUGGUAUAUCAGCAAUCCUGAUGUGCUGCGAUUUGACUGGCGCUUCACCUGGUUCAACAAAAUUAAGGCAUUGUCUAUUCAGCAUGUGUAUUUCAAUAGCGUGCCUUGUGACUCCUGGGGUGAGAUGGAAGGUGUGGAGUUUCUGGAUGUCUCUAAUAAUCGACUACAGAAUAAGUUCAUGUACAACCGGUUGUGUGAUUACAAGAGCACCAUGCCAAAUCUUCACACUUUCAAAAUGAGCAACAAUGAGCUGACCAGUUUGAAAGACUUGUCAUUGCUAACAAGGGAGUUCCGGCAGCUGCAGGUGUUGGACUUCAGCAACAACAACUUGGGAUCUGCUGAAAACAGUCGGGACUGUGUUUGGCAAAAUAAUAUCACUCGGCUUAUCGCUCACCACAAUCAAUUUGUAAGUGAAGCCCUUCGCUGUCUGCCCACCACAGUGCACUACUUGGACCUGUCCUACUGUGACCUGGACCAGCUGGAUACGACAUACUUUGAGAAAGCCACCAACCUGAAAGAGCUCCUGCUGAGUGGGAAUAAAAUCAAGUUCAUCCCAUCUAAGUGGGAAAGUCUGUCACUGCAGUCAUUAGCUUUGGAUGGGAAUUCGUUUGGUCUCAUUAGCAAGGCCUCCUUCCAGGACAUGCCUCAACUGUCUACGCUGAGGGCAGGGAACAAUCCUUACCACUGCACUUGUGAGCUCCAUGCUUUUGUCCAGGACACAAUGUCAAAAGGAAAGGUUAACCUCACAGACUGGCCAUGGAACUACAGGUGUUACCACCCAGAGGCCUUGCUCAACACAGUCAUAUCCAAAUUUUUCCCAGGUAGAGUGGCGUGUGAUAUCAGACUGGUUAUCAUCAUCUCUGUUGCGUUCACGGCAACGGUGAUCUUGAUAUUGAUGCUGAUUUGUUAUAUUUUUGACCUUCCGUGGUACACUAAAGCCACGUAUCAGAUCAUCAGGGCCAAAUACAGAGCUCACAAGGAAAAAGCGGCAGGGGAAUUAGGGAGUUUUAGUUAUCAUGCUUUCAUAUCCUACAGCCACUUUGAUUCAGACUGGGUGAGGGACCAGCUCUUGCCCUGUUUGGAGAACAACAGCAACUCCUAUCGUCUGUGUAUUCAUGAGAGGGACUUCAUGCCAGGGAGGUGGAUCAUCGAUAACAUCAUUGAAAAUAUUGAAAGUAGUCGUAAGGUAAUGUUUGUUCUCUCCCGGCACUUCGUUAACAGCGAGUGGUGCAACUAUGAGCUGUACUUCGCUCAGCAGAGAGCAGUGGGAAAAACCUUCAAUGAUGUCAUACUAGUGGUGAAGGAGCCCUUGGAUCCCAACUCCUUGCCCAGCAAGUACUGCAAGCUUAAGAAGAUGUUGAGUACCAAGACGUACCUAGAGUGGCCCCAGCAGGCCAACCAGCAGGCGUUUUUCUGGGCCCAGCUGAGAGGUGUUCUGGGCAAGCCAACAAUGACCCGGGAGGGGGCGCACAGUGUUAAGAGCAGAACUUCAUCUGUGGGAAGAGUUUCUGUGAUUGGGCUCCCCAUGGAGGAUAGGAGGCCAGAAGUAGUGGACAAAAAAGCAGAACCAUAAAAUGAGAUUAUGAACAAGAAUAAUGAUGAGCUGUCAAAUCAGAGACAAAUCCCCAUGGUGGUAUUUUAAUAGGUUAGAAAACAAAGAUUAUACAUUUCUUAAGUUUUGUCUCAGUAAAGGCUUGAACUCAGGUAACCUCUUGUGUGCGAGUUAUGCCAAAGCUUGGAGCAAAAGUCUCAUUACGAUGACAAUGACACGAUCCCCUGCCUGCCCAUGGCAUAUUCUGUCAUGUUAUCCCCGUGGGCAGGGCUGAUGCCCUCUGCUCCACUCUCCCUCUGAGCAUCUCAGGCCGGCUGCCCAGCUGACAAGCGCUGAAAGGCCGCAAACUCAACGGCUCAAAUGAGAUCUCCCAUGUCGCACUCUGGAUAACAAGCGAGGUGCCAGAAAGAUGUGGUGACAGGAGCGACAGUGUGAAAGGGCCGUGCUCUGUUACAUUUUUGACCCUCAGAAGUAUGAGAUCAUGAGUGUCUCUUUGUGAUGUUCUAGGGCCAAGUCAAAGGCCACACAGGACAUAUAAUAUCAACGUUUCUUGAUAGGAAUGUGUUUUGGAGAAAUUGCUAAUCUACCUUGGAACUUAAAAAUAUAAAUCCCUGGUGAAUCUUGGUAGAUCCUUUGAUUCAGUGCAUUUGCUCUUGAGAAUUAGCAAUGCUUUGUGAGAAAAGUUGAGCAUAUAAGUGAUAAAAAAAGAAAUUGUGAAUUCAUAGCACUUCUGCACUUUGUAUUUGUAUCAGCUCUUUGAGUUUGUGCUAACUAACUGUGGCUCUCUUUAGGCCCUGUACUGUUUCAAGUUGACUGUAUUCAACUAUUAUAUAUAAGGUCAGAUGAUCACUAAUUCUGAUCUGAUUGUGCUGUUUUUCUGUGAAGUAACUGUUUUCAAUAGGUGGUCAACAGCAGCUUUGUUUUGUUGUUUAUUGAUGGAUUUAGGUUGAGUUGAGCUCACACUUGUGUUUUUCUUGAAAGCAUUUUUUUCCCCAAAUUACUUCUUUCCAUUCACUUCCAUGUGCAGUAUUCAGCCAGUAUUAUAUAACAAUUUAAAAACAACAGGCACUUUGACAAGGUUAAAUGUAAGGCCAUUUGCAGAGUUUGCAAAUGGCCAGUAGAUGACACCCUUGAACUUAUUAUUUGCUGUUUGAUGUCCCUCAGCGAGAGAGAGAGAGAGAGAGAGAGAAAGAGAGAGAGAGAGAGAGAGAGAGAGAGAGAGAGAGAGAGAGAGAGAGAGAGA